Brassica napus (rape) is the source of this 1260-nucleotide messenger RNA. RefSeq lists its product as uncharacterized. Bases 88 to 1260 code for a protein of 390 amino acids. The transcript is spliced from 2 exons. NCBI's taxonomy places the organism in Eukaryota, Viridiplantae, Streptophyta, Magnoliopsida, Brassicales, Brassicaceae. The record is from RefSeq and is a predicted model, not a curated record.
CAGAACCACCUCUAAAUAGCUGCAAUUGAAAACCAAACAUAAGAAGAAUCCCACAUAAGAACCACCCUCGACUGUACCCAGAUCGGCAUGGUAUUCCCCUCCAGCAUAACGCCCUCGAGGAGGGUGACUCGUAGUCAAUCCGCCAGUGAUAGAGAAGCAAAUCCCAAGAAAAUUGCCCGACUAGGCAAAACUGCGUCUCGUUAUGCAGUAAUUAGCACGGAGUCCGAACUAGAGGAACCUGCAUCCACCGACCAAGAAGAAGCUGCAUCCACUGAACAAGAUGAAGCUGCAUCCACCGAACCGGAAUUUAUUGUCACCACGCCGACUUUCCCGGAAAGACUGUUCGCACGUAAUUGCUAUCCUAGCAAACCUCGACUGAACAUCUAUUCAAAGGCGAGUAUCAUUGGAUCGUUAGUGAAGUUGCUAAGAGGCUCCCCUGAAAUGAAUUGUCUGCUAGGAAGUCAGUUUGGAGCUCUGUUCCACUUACCUGUAUCGCGCUGCUCAAACUCUGUGAAACUUGUACAUUCUCUCCUCAGCCGUCAGCUGGUUACGAUGCGCCUAUAUGAGCUCUGGUUCUUGUUUGCAGACAAGCCACUACGCUUUUCUCUGCGUGAGUUCGGAGACAUCACGGGGCUGAAAUGCGAGCCUGAAAGGGAAAAAGUUGGAAACGGGUCAGAAUCUAUCGAUGCCACACCUGGACGUAUGUGGAAAGAGUUGUUUGAAACUGAAGAUGAAGACGUGACUGUACCAGAUGUUCUUCGUAUGCUUGAACAGCCUAGUCUUCCUGAGUGGAAGCGGUUGCCACUAGCUCUCAUUGCGCUUGUAGAUGGGCUCCUGGUUUGUGGUCACAAACUUCUUCAUGUGACGCCUGCUUACGUCGAGAUGCUGGAAGACACCGGAUCAUUUCUUCAAUAUCCAUGGGGGAGAGAGGCAUUCGUCAGCACUCUGUCUAGAUUGACACCACCUCAACCUUCUGAUCCUUCAAAAAUGGAUAAAUCCCUUUCGGUGAUGCGCCUUCGUUUGAAACAGCAGUCAACAGCGUGUUAUGGGUUCCCUCUGGCGCUGCAACUUUUUGCUUUUAAAGCUAUCCCCUCAUUGCUUGAGAAAAUUCCCGAACCUAAUAAAACCACUUCUUUCUUGCAAGAACCAGAAGGAUGCGACUCAACAAAUGCACUUCUGAAUUUUGAAGACAUACUUCUGGUGGAAACCCAAACUGAGGUACAAUGCUGUUGUCUAUCUUAUUUGCAAAACAGAAGUUAA